AGAAGACUAACACUCGGCUCCUCUUCUCUUCCUGAGACUAUAAUAUAUAUGGUGUUAUCUACAAGCCGCUCUUUUGAAACCACCCAUUCUUAAACACACAAGCUUUCUUCUUCUUCUUCCUCCGCUCUCAAAUUUUCGAAUUCAAAAGAACCCAGAAAAAAAAAAAAAAAAAAAAAAAAACUAAAGAUGCCGACGCUGAACCUGUUCACGAAUGUUCCAGUGGAUGCAGUGAUAGCCUCUGACAUUCUCAAGGACGCCACCAAAGCCGUCGCCAAAAUCAUCGGCAAACCCGAGUCCUAUGUGAUGAUUUUGCUCAAUGGGAGCGUGCCGAUUGCGUUUGCCGGCACGGAAGAGCCCGCCGCGUAUGGGGAGUUGAUCUCCAUUGGGGGUAUUGGACCCAGUGUUAAUGGGAAGCUGAGUUCAACUAUUGCGGAGAUUCUGGAGACCAAGCUUUCCAUAGAUAGCUCCCGCUUCUACAUCAAAUUUUAUGACGUUCAGCGGCCAUUUUUUGGCUUUAACGGCUCAACAUUCUGAUCACGACGGUCUUGGGGGACUAUUCAUUACAUUUUGAAGACUGGUUGGCCAAUGGCUUAUUCUUACCCUCAGCAUCUCUCUAGAUAGAACUCUUAUGUCUACUCUUGGAUGUGGUUAUUUGACAGUUAUUUUUAUCAGAAAGAGUUCAUCUCAGCUUCAUUA
Rosa rugosa (rugosa rose) is the source of this 696-nucleotide messenger RNA. RefSeq lists its product as uncharacterized. Bases 187 to 534 code for a protein of 115 amino acids. The record is from RefSeq and is a predicted model, not a curated record. The transcript is spliced from 3 exons. NCBI's taxonomy places the organism in Eukaryota, Viridiplantae, Streptophyta, Magnoliopsida, Rosales, Rosaceae. Gene Ontology annotation, molecular function: phenylpyruvate tautomerase activity.